This is a messenger RNA of Penicillium pulvis, 1101 nucleotides long. Its product is annotated as NmrA/HSCARG family protein. Bases 1 to 1101 code for a protein of 366 amino acids. The transcript has 2 exons. The record is from RefSeq and is a predicted model, not a curated record. Lineage: Eukaryota; Fungi; Ascomycota; Eurotiomycetes; Eurotiales; Aspergillaceae.
AUGGAAGUGAAGAUUAUCACCAUUUUCGGCGCCACUGGGAACCAGGGCGGAUCUGUGGCAAGGUCAUUGCUGAAGAAUCCAGCAUUCCGUGUCAGGGGAGUCACCCGCAACCCUACGUCAGAUGCAAGCAAAGCUCUGAGUUCCCAAGGCGCUGAAAUGGUAAAGGCGAAUGGCCUUGAUCCGGAAGAGAUGAGAGCGGCCUUUCGGGGAUCCUGGGGCGUCUUCCUGAACAUCAAUUCAGAUGACAAGGUUGGUCUUCAAUUUGCAUGCUGUGGUGAAAAUACACGAGACUUAUACUAUCAAAUUAAGAUAUUCACGAACCCAGAAAGCCCAACUGAAUUUGAUAUGGGCAAAAUUAUCGUGGACGCUGCGGCAUCCGAAGGAGUGCAACAUUUCGUGUUUAGCUCUGGUGCACCAUGCUCAGAGCUGACAAAUGGCAAAGUGGCAAUGAAAGCAAUGGACAUGAAAUACAAAACCGAGCAAUACAUCCGCAGUCUCGGAGUUUUCAAGUCGGUGCUUCCACUUAGUCCAGGGUGGUUCUUAGAGAACUUCCUCAGUAAGGAGGCGGCACCCAUUUUUGGAGGUUUUCCUCAUUUCCCAAAUGACGAAGGACGCCUGGUUUUCCGGACGCCCUACUGGGGUGGCAAGGAAGAUGUGCCCUGGCUGAGUAUCUCUGACGAUUUCGGAGAUAUUGUGCAAGGUGCUCUGCUGAACCCAGAGGCAUGGAAUGGUCAUUUCAUACAUGCACUCAGUAAUGUCCGCAGCUUCAAAGAGCUUAUUGAGGACUUCCAGGAAGCUACCGAGCGGGAGGCGACUUGGACCCCUAUCCUGCCUUCUUGGGAACGAUUUGAGACACACGGGAUUCACGAAUUGGAGGAUGUGAAGCUAAUGUUUGGCUUGACCCAAGUAACUGGCGGGAAAUACUUCGGUGAGACUACGGAGAUUGACACCGCUACUAAACUGAAAAGGGCGACAGCUGUGGCAUUGGAGUAUCCCGCCGAAAAGCACAGGCUGGUGACCGUAAAGGAAUGGUUUGCAGCUCGAUUUGGUGACGCAACUUUGUGCAAGGAAGACGGAACUACUCCGAAGCCCUCUGUUUGA